AUGACAAGACCCCCUGUCGACGAUGCAUAUUCAGACACGGAUUCUGAGUCUGAUGUCGCAAGUCACCUGAGUGCGCAAGCUGGUGUGAAGCGACUCGAGGCGACCGCAGCCUUGUGGUCGAAAUGGUCUCUCAUAUUUGCGUAUGGCGGUCUCUACAUGAUGGCAUAUGCUACUUCUCUCGAAGGGCAGGUGACCACCAACCUGACGGUGUUUGCCACAAGCUCGUUCAAAGCACAUGCACUCAUUUCGACAGUGUCGGUCAUUCAAGGAGUAGUGUUGUCAAUCGUCAAGCCACCAAUGGCAAAAGUGGCAGACGUAUGGGGACGAUUUGAGGCCUUCACAUUUAGCGUGUUCUUGUUUACACUUGGAUAUAUUCAACAAGCUGCGGCCAACAACGUCAAGACAUAUGCGGCCGCUCAGAUUUUCUACUCGGCAGGCGCCACCGGACUCCAGAUUCUUCAACAGAUCUUUAUCGCGGAUACGAGCGACUUGUUGAACAGGGCCAUCGUUUCGACGAUACCGGAUAUUCCGUAUCUCCUGAACGUAUGGAUUGGACCCCCAAUUGCGAAUUCGAUACUCAAAAAUUUGAGCUGGAGAUGGGGGUAUGGUAUCUGGGCCAUCAUACUUCCGGUGGCCUAUCUACCAUUGGCACUUGCUCUGUCAUUGAACCAAAGAAAAGCCUCGAAGAUGGGAAUAUUACCACCAUCACCUUUUGUUGGCAAGGACUGGUUGUACACUUUGAAGAGUCUCUGGUUCGAGAUGGACAUCUUCGGCCUGCUGCUUCUUCUCGUUGGUGUCGCUCUUCUCCUAAUUCCUCUUACUCUGGGUGCGAGUGCUCCUGGCGACUGGAGCAAUGGUAGCAUUAUCGCAAUGCUGGUUUGCGGUCUGGUCUGCCUUUGCGUCUUCCCACUUUGGGAGCGCAACCCACGUCUGGCACCAAGAGCCUUCUUCCCUCCCCAUCUCUUCCGCAGCACCACCGUCAUUGCUGGUGUGCUUAUUGCUUUCUUCUACUUCAUGGUGUACUACCUUUCUGUGCAACCCUACUUCUAUUCUUAUCUUCUGGUCGUCCAAGGCAAAUCUGUUUCGGCUGCCGGCCACAUCACACAAACAUUCACAUUCACAGCAACUGUCACCUCUAUCUGCACCAGUAUUGUCAUUAAGUACACCAAGCACUACAAGUACUUCGUCACCGUCGGUGCCAGCAUUUAUCUGCUUGGUGUUAUCAUGAUGCUCCGCUAUCGUACCGAGGGAGUAUCAGACUUUUACCUCAUCGGCUGCCAGGUCUUGGUCGGUAUCGGCGGCGGUAUGCUGCACGUACCUGCACAACUUGGUGUCCAAGCCUCGGUCGGCCAUGGAGAGGUUGGCGCAGUCACGGCCGCCUUCUUGACUAUCCUUGAGAUUGGCGGCGCUGUUGGUUCAGCGAUUUCGGGCGCUAUCUGGUCCUCCAAUGUUCCCGUCAAGCUCGCUCAAUAUCUGCCGGAAGAGACGCGCGACCAAGCCAAGGAGAUUUUCGGCAGCGUCAAGGUUGCUUCUACCGAAUACGCGAUGGGCACGCCCACUCGCAUUGCCAUCAACCGCGCCUACCAAGAGACCAUGACUAAGAUCCUCACCGUCGCAGUGAUGGUUUGCAUUCCUCUUAUCCCCUUGUCGCUGAUGAUGAAGAACUACAAGCUAGAUGAGAUGGACCAGCACGUCAAGGGUACGGUCAUCGGCAACACGAGCGAAGCUAGCGACCCUUCGGAAAGAGAGCCAUUUGCUGCGUCGUCGUCCGGUCAUCGUCGUUAUGAUAGUGAAGACGACAUCGACUACGACUAUGACCGCACAAUCAGAUCUGUUGCCAGCAACAAUGGACUAAGAACCUGGAAGUCGAACGCGAGCCUGCAUUUGGAUGAUGAUUGA
This is a messenger RNA of Aureobasidium pullulans EXF-150, 1899 nucleotides long. Its product is annotated as MFS general substrate transporter. Gene Ontology annotation, biological process: siderophore transmembrane transport. Bases 1 to 1899 code for a protein of 632 amino acids. NCBI's taxonomy places the organism in Eukaryota, Fungi, Ascomycota, Dothideomycetes, Dothideales, Saccotheciaceae. Gene Ontology annotation, molecular function: siderophore-iron transmembrane transporter activity. The record is from RefSeq and is a predicted model, not a curated record. The transcript is spliced from 4 exons.